CGAUAACAAGCAUUCAUUGAAAGUUUCCACUCAUCACUUGCGAAAACGGGUGAAAAUUAAGGAAAAUUGCGGAUAAUUUCAAGUCGACUUGAAAUAGUUUUAAAGCACACUACGCACUGUGAAGGCAACUAUAUAAAUACAUAUAUUGAAGAUAGGACACAGGAAAAGGAAAAGACAGCAAAAUGACGUGGGAACCACAGGCAGAAGGUCUCCAACAGAUCAUUGCGAUUUUAAAGGAGUCUCAGUCACCAGACACAGCUACUCAAAUGGCUGUGCAAAUGAAACUGGAGGAAUUUAAUCGAUACCCAGACUUCAACAACUAUUUGAUCUACGUGCUGACUAAACUGAAAACAGAAGACGAGCCCACACGUUCAUUAAGCGGUCUCAUAUUAAAAAAUAACAUACGUAUGCAUGGUAGCAGUUUGCAACCGGAGAUUGUUGAAUAUAUAAAGCACGAGUGUCUACAGGCGUUAGGCGAUGCCUCUCCUUUGAUCCGAGCAACUGUGGGCAUAUUAAUCACAACUAUUGCCAGCAAUGGCGGCCUUCACAAUUGGCCACAAUUAUUACCAUCGUUGUGUGACAUGCUUGAUGCCCAGGACUUUAAUGUCUGUGAGGGUGCGUUUAGUGCAUUGCAAAAAAUCUGCGAGGAUUCGGCCGAAAUCCUCGAUUCAGCGGCACUUAACAGACCGUUGAACGUGAUGAUACCUAAAUUCUUGCAAUACUUUAAGCACAGCAGCCCCAAAAUCCGCUCCCAUGCCAUCGCCUGCAUCAAUCAGUUCAUUAUUAAUCGCUCACAGGCGUUGAUGCUUCACAUAGAUACGUUCAUUGAGAAUUUAUUUAACUUGUCAUCUGACGAAGAUCACGAGGUGCGCAAAAAUGUUUGCCAUGGCUUGGUCAUGUUGCUCGAGGUGCGAAUGGACAGACUUAUGCCGCAUAUGUCGCAAAUCAUUGAGUAUAUGCUGCUACGAACACAGGAUUCAGACGAAGGCGUUGCGCUGGAGGCCUCUGAGUUUUGGCUUUCGUUGGCGGAACAAAGCAUUUGCAAAGAUGUGCUUGCGCCAUAUUUGCCCCAAUUAGCGCCUGUGUUGGUGCGCGGCAUGAGAUAUUCCGAGAUUGAUAUAAUACUCUUGAAGGGAAAUGUGGAGGAGGACGAUAUGGUGCCAGAUCGCGAGGAGGACAUACGUCCACGUUUUCACAAAUCGCGCACACAUACUGUGAAGUCGGGCGACACCAGCCAAGCGGCCGGCGAUGACGAGGAUGAGGAUUUCGAUGAUGGUCUGGACGAUGAUAGUUCGCUAUCUGAAUGGAAUUUACGCAAAUGUAGUGCUGCCGCUUUGGAUGUGUUGGCUAAUGUAUUCCAUGAGGAUUGCUUGCCAAUUGUGUUGCCUAUAUUGAAGGACACGCUGUUCCAUCAAGAAUGGGUGAUUAAGGAGAGUGGUGUACUUGCGUUAGGUGCCAUUGCCGAGGGCUGCAUGCAGGGCAUGAUUCAACAUUUGCCGGAAUUGAUACCAUAUUUGAUUAGUUGCCUAUCGGACAAAAAAGCGCUGGUACGCUCGAUCACUUGUUGGACGCUUUCUCGCUACGCCAAUUGGGUGGUCAAUCAGCCGCAUGAUCAAUACUUGAAGCCACUGAUGGAGGAGAUGCUGAAACGCAUUCUGGACUCGAAUAAGCGAGUGCAGGAGGCUGCCUGCUCCUCAUUUGCAACGCUCGAAGAAGAAGCUUGUACCGAGCUGGUACCAUACUUGGAGUACAUAUUAAAGACACUGGUGUUUGCCUUCUCGAAGUAUCAGCAUAAGAAUCUAUUGAUUUUGUACGAUGCUGUGGGCACGCUUGCUGAUUCUGUGGGCCAUCAUUUAAACAAGCCGCAGUACAUUGACAUUUUGAUGCCACCGCUUAUUGAUAAAUGGAACUUGCUUAAAGACGAUGACAAAGAUUUGUUCCCUCUAUUGGAAUGUCUGUCUAGCAUUGCCACUGCCCUGCAGUCGGGCUUUCUUCCCUAUUGUGACCCAGUCUAUAGAAGAUGUAUAUCGUUAAUAGAGCAAACAAUUAAUCAGGAAAUGUUGUGCAAACAAAACCAGACGUUCGAGCACCCGGACAAGGAGCGCAUGAUUGUCGCAUUAGACUUGCUGUCUGGUUUAGCUGAGGGCUUGGAUCGCCAUAUCGAAACCUUGGUGGCAAACAGCAACAUCAUGCAUUUGCUCUAUCAGUGCAUGCAGGAUGUGCAGACCGAGGUGCGCCAAUCUUCCUUUGCGCUGCUUGGAGACCUGACCAAGGCUUGCUUCCCACAUGUGCAUCCCUUUAUGGGCGAAUUCUUUCCCAUACUAGGUCAGAACUUGAAUCCAGAUAUAAUUUCGGUUUGCAAUAAUGCCACAUGGGCCAUUGGUGAAAUCUGUAUGAAAUUGGGUGAGGAAACUAAGCAGUAUAUACAUCUGGUACUUAACGACCUGUUUAUCAUCAUUAAUCGGCCCAAUACACCAAAAACCCUUUUGGAGAACACAGCAAUAACAAUCGGUCGUCUAGGUUAUGUGUGCCCAGUUGAAGUGGCUCCUUAUUUGCCCGAUUUUGUACGACAGUGGUGCACAUCGUUGCGUCACAUACGAGACAAUGACGAGAAAGACUCCGCUUUUCGUGGCAUGUGCCACAUGAUAACUGUAAAUCCGGCUGGCGUGGUGCCCGACUUUAUAUUCUUCUGCGAUGCGAUUGCCUCAUGGGUGAACCCCCCACAAGACCUGCAUCAGAUGAUACAGAAGAUUCUCCAUGGCUUCAAAACGCAAGUGGGUGAGGAGAAUUGGCGCCGAUUUGUUGAACAAUUUCCGCCGAAUUUAGCUGAACGAUUGGUUGCUAUGUACAACAUUUAGAGCAUACAGAGCACAGCAAUCAAAAUACCAGAUCAGCCACUAUUAAAUCACUUUACUUAACCAGACAAUUACAAAUAUGCAAGUAAGCGUAUCUUCAUUAACUUAAGUAGAAACGCAGAGAUGUUUAAAUAAUGAGGUUCGAUUGAAUUCGAAUGAUACGAUCAUAUUUGAAUUUAAGCUUCUAAAGUAAACAAAAAAUGUCGGUAAUAAUAUAAUGAACAAACCCUUACUCCCAAACUCUCACACACAACACAUACCCAUACACACACGCACAUAAAAAUAUCUAUAAACUACUCUCCAUUACAUAAAUAUCGAUAAACGAUGACCAGAUACAAAGUUAUAUAUUCGUUCAUAUUAAAGGGAAAGCAAGAUAAUGGAUUUACUAGAUUCGUGGCUUUGAUUUUGUAAUAGGGCCAUUUGUCCAAUACUUGUCUGACUGCUUCCAACUAUAUAGAUACACACAUAUGUAUUUAUCAGAAAAUAUAGACAGGCACUUGUAGGUAGGUGUAUAGGGUCUUACGCUCUAUAUGUUGAAUAUAUAAAAUCUUAUGUCUUUUUCUUUGUGUAUGCAGAAAGUAUUUCUUGUAGUUGAGCUCAUCUAACCCUAACGGCAAUAAAUUCAAAUCUGUGUGUUCCGGCCGUACUUAACCGGGUUCUUAGUGCUACCUUACUAACAAAAAAAAAAAAGAAAAAAAAAACAGUAACUAUCAAUAUACUUAGUCUCAUACACGCAUAAAGGGUUUUAUAAAUCAAAUGUCUAUGUCUAAUCGUAUUCCAACCAGCUACCAACCGAUUCAGUUGAACUUGUUGAAUUAGCAGUGCUUAUUAAAUAGGAUACAUACAGACCUAGUUGAAUAAAAAACAAAUCAAACCAUUUUUCAUUAUGCAUGCUGUAAAGUUAGAAUCAUUGUAAACAUUAAAAAGGAGAAAACGUUAUGAAAAAUCGCCAAACAAAAUGAUAUUGCGGUUCGUGUCGCGUAUAAUUAAUUAUAAUAAAAUAUGAAAAAAAGGGAAAUCAACGAUUUAAAAAGAAAGCAUUGGGCUACUUGUGAAAUAAAUCAAAUCAAAAUGAAAUCAAUCUCUAAAGAAUUUUAUCAAAAAGUUACAAAUAUAUAUCUAUAAAGACUGAUGUAAAACAAAAACUCCGUUCAAAUCCAUAGACAUGCAUAGAUAUUAUUUACUUUUGGUUGUUUUUUGUGACUACAAAUUGAAUUAUCUAUAUCUUUUCACAAAUAACCCAAUAACUUUCUUAUAUAACUGUCGUCGUUGUCGUCGUCGCGUUUCGGGUUCCUACGGUCUCGCGUUCGCGUUUAAUCGUCGCUCGUUCGUUCGUUCGCUCGCGUCGGAUAUAAAAUCUAAUAAAUGAAAAAACAAAUAAUAUUUAAAUAAUAAAAAUAAGUCCAACUGUUACUGAUACAAAUUUACUUAUAUACGAUAUGAUAUUCAUAUGCGCUAUACAAAUUAGAUGAGUUUAUUUUUUCGUUUUUAAAUUACAAAAAGAAAAACAACUAUUUGAGAUUAGAAUUCCGUUGGUUAUGAAUAUGAUGAUCUUUAAUUUUGUGCGAUCCUUAAAGACCAAUGGCUGAUCACUUUUUAAAGUAUUAUUGUAUAAUUUGUAUAGGAACACAUGUUAUUCAUUUUAAAACUUUGCUAUUAUUUGUAUAGGAUGGUUUUUGCGUAAUACAUAAUAAUUUAUGAUGAUUGUACAGAAAUAAAUUUAACAAUUAGGUAUAAAGUUUACUACUAAAUGGGAAACAAAAGUCUUUGAAAUCGUCGCGGAACAAACAACCACUCACUCAAAACUAUAAGUACAUAUGUAUGUAUAUGUAAAAUCUAAGUAAUAGUAUUAAUUAUGCAAACUGUGUUUUUGUUUGUCUUUCAUUUUUUCCGAAAUGGGGGAACGUGUGAUAAUAAAGUAACUUCGGGUUCGUUCGUUCGCGUCGCGUUAUACUAAAAACUAACAAAUGAAGGGAUUCUCGCCCCCAGGUCCCAUAUAAUAACAAUUAUAAACUAAAUAUAAUCAAAUGAAAUUAAAUUAAAAAAAUUGAUUAAAAUAUAAAUCGUGAUUUCGUUGUACCUUAAACUGAAUUCAUCGCGGAAUUCGGUCGCGUUCGCGUGCGUUUGUAUCUCUCUCGGGUGAUCUUAGUGAUUAACGUUUAAGCAGUAAAGAAGCAACAAAUAACUAAAAGGUGUGUUUAAACACUCAUACCCACACACACAUAUAUAUAUUUCUAGUUUACGAGAAUAGGUUUUUGUUUUAUGAUCGUUUAUAAUCUUCAUAACAAACAUUGUAAGAUUAAAAGUGUUAGGCCAAGAUUAGGAAAAAGAAUUAAUAAAGUUAUAGGAAGGAAGGAAGACAGAUCAAGAUUAUUUAAAUAUAAAUAUAAAACAAAAAUACACAUAUAUUUUUUUUAAACACUAGUGUUGAUGUAAUUAAAAGCAGAACAUUACUUUUUACUAACGAACUGUUUUUGUGUACACCAUUAAAAUUGAUUUAUUUUUUUGAAAAAGUAAUGAAGUAUAAAAAUUAUGUAUUGUACUUGUAUAUUUUGGCAUUCAUUUUUAGUGAGAGUACGCCAAUGUCUGCAUACACACAUACAAAUACAACAUUUAUUGGAACUAACAAACAAACAAACAAACAAACACACACACACACACAUAAAUACACACAAACAUACAUAAGCCACGUAGACAAACUCUUGUAGAUGCUUAGCACAUCAUAAGAGAACUCCUAUAAUCGAUUUCAAUUUAAAUUCGCCACAAAGUCAGCUAAUAUACAAAAUGUUACUUUAUCUUCUGCGAAUAUCUGUUUAAAUUGAAUUUAUGCAUAACCUAACUUACCUAUAGUAUAUUCAUAUACACAGAAGCAUGUAAUUAAAUACGAUAGAUCCAAGCAAAUCCUAUAUACAUACAUACAUAUAUAUAUAUAUAAACAAAAAUUUGAGCGCAUGCAUAUGGGUCUAGUGUCGGAAAUAAUUCCAGCUUAAAGUUGGAUGCACUUUAGAGAGGUUCUUAAUGAACUUUCAAGCAUAUGCCAGCGCUUUUAACUUUCGUCUAUAGAAGAUAUUUGUGUAAACUAAAUGGAAAGUUAAUAAAAUAAAUAGAAAUAAAUGUGUAUAACAAAUUA
This is a messenger RNA of Scaptodrosophila lebanonensis, 5985 nucleotides long. Its product is annotated as transportin-1-like. Lineage: Eukaryota; Metazoa; Arthropoda; Insecta; Diptera; Drosophilidae. Gene Ontology annotation, biological process: protein import into nucleus. Gene Ontology annotation, cellular component: cytoplasm; nucleus. The transcript has 10 exons. Gene Ontology annotation, molecular function: small GTPase binding; nuclear import signal receptor activity. The coding region runs from base 183 to 2858 and encodes 891 amino acids. The record is from RefSeq and is a predicted model, not a curated record.